This is a messenger RNA of Sphaeroforma arctica JP610, 6665 nucleotides long. RefSeq lists its product as hypothetical. NCBI's taxonomy places the organism in Eukaryota, Ichthyosporea, Ichthyophonida. The record is from RefSeq and is a predicted model, not a curated record. Bases 1 to 6267 code for a protein of 2088 amino acids. The transcript has 16 exons. Gene Ontology annotation, biological process: protein dephosphorylation. Gene Ontology annotation, molecular function: protein serine/threonine phosphatase activity.
AUGCGCAUCCUGUACCGAUCUUUACUUUCAUUAAACCUUGCACAUGUCGAGAAAUCCCGCAAUUUUUUGUAUACCCAUCUCCGCUGGUCUGUUCCAUAUCAACUCAUUGUCAUUCUUCUGUGGCCCACCACCUCCAUCAGUGCACCAGUAGAGCCAGUUGUGGCUUCCGCCACCGCAGAGACUCCCGACCAAGAUGAACUCGAGCUGACGUUCCCUACGUUGCCACCCAGGCGUGCGAAGAAAACGGAUCAUUACAACAUAUCAGGGCAGGACCGCUCUCGAGGCAGCGCCGGGGAUAAGACGAUGGACACUCGAGCCAAGAAUGCAACCCAUACCGAGGUCCAUACCAGUGGUACCUCUAAAAAGUCUACAUCUGUCGACAACGACGCUCCUAUGUUGAACGCCGGACAGACCAAGCGCGUGAAAUACAGCACAGCCACAGGUACAGGCGCAGCGGAAGAGGCCGCGCCACCACGGGGAAGUACGGACAAGGUACAUGCGUCGCCAACAUUUACAAUCAAGGAUCAUGUCCCACAGGAGCCUGCAACGGACGGUACGGUCGACCUGGUCUUCGAGGCGCUGCCCCCGAGGCGUGCGAAAAAGCAAGCCGAGUCCAACUUACAUCAAGUGCUUCAUUCCCACUUUGAACCGGUCAAUAAGAAGAAAACCAUAGGCGCAAAAACAGCCCACAAGGGCUGUUUUAAAAAAACUAAAUCGACGGCGAAGCGGAUGAUCGAGCAACCAGACACAGUCUCUGAGAUUGUGCACGCCAGAAAGAAACCCGCAACUACAACCGCAACCUAUGAUAAAUACCUGCACGAAACGGGCGAGAUGACUUCGCAGCAGGCAAAGGAGCCAAUUGCGCCUUCAACGACAGCCACUGCAGAAGCUGAAGAGCCUGUAUUCCAGUCACUUGCAUCGACAGGAAAAACUGGGAUACCUGCCACACAGACCCCGGAGGAGUUGCAGGAAAUCCUGGAAUGGACCUUAUUGGAAAACAGGCCGAGGCGUAAGCGACAUGCGCCUGCUUUCUUUUCAAAGACCCCGAAACAGAAUACAAGCGGACAGGAAAUUAAAUUACCAGCUCACAUCAACAGGCAUACAGCGAAGAAAGCAGCGGCUCCGUCCAAGAAGGCUUCACCUCCAGUCAAGAAUAACAGUCCACCGAAGCAGCUCACACUCUCGGAGCCUGCUGAAGGUGCCAACAGGGCGAUGAAUGAGAAUCGACAUGGUACUGUUCAAAACUCCAUAGCCAUACCCGCUUCACUUCCAGAGAUUCCCGAGAAAUCGUUUACCUCGCUGAAGAACACAUUUGGGCAAACGCGUGCCAGUGCUGAUAUUUCGACAAAGGAUAUCUGCGACCUGACUCUGGAUGAGGUGGCAGAGAAUGCCGCAGCAUCUCUCCUGAAUCAUCCCGAGGAGAUCAGUCAGUGGACGCUACUGGGAGACAGGCCGAAACGGAACAGGAGUGCCCCAAAGUCCUAUACAGCUGAUCGUACAGGGCACGGCAAAAAGAAGACGGAAUCGGUUGCAACCGGCCCAUCGAAAAAGAGUGACAAGCCAAAAUUAGGUCGCUUGUCGGUUAAAGCUCAACAGCCGAAAGCAAAGGUGGAUUCAUCGGCCAAUCGUUCCGACAUCGCCGCCGCAAUCGCACUCAAGAUGGGUGUGCGUUACAGUGGCCUGUCGUUGGACACUGUGAAAUCAGCCGAGGCCGAUUCGAGGUCAGGCAAAUCAACUGUAUCUGUAUCAAAACGGAAAUCCGCCAAGACUUCAAGUGUAUCGAAAAAUAAGAAGGACGUACAAUCCAGCACUGGGAUCCAGGCUAGGGCCGCGUCGGGGUUGUUACCUAAAAAGCCCAACGUCACGAACUCGGCUGUUAAAACGUCCGUAAACCCCAAGCCUGCGAACGCUGCUGUUGCUAGGCUUGUAGCUGAGUCUGGGAAGGUAGCGAGAUCUAAAAUAACCAACGGCGGGAAAGCAGCCGGUGAUAAGAUAAAGAAUACAUCGGCUGUGGGUGCUGAGGAUUCAGCUAAGAAGAGUGGUAUUCAGGCAUUACCUUUGGCCUUGCGCAACAACGACUUGCUUCAAGGCGAAUGGUACAAAGGACACAAGGCCUUUCAUGCAGCGAAACUUAUGUUUCCCUACUUGCCGGUACUAGAAGUUUGCACAACACCUAGCGGACAAGGGUUCUCGAGUGCCCCGCCCGUAACUCAUGGCGAGAUUAUGUCACCAGCGCCUGGGUCCAUAUUCAUCCGCUGCUGUUGUUGCGCGGAGGUUUUUGGACGAACUACUUUCAUGAUACACGCCGGGAAACUGCAGAACCGAGUUAAUCUCAUCAAGAUCGUGGCAUAUGACAUGGGAAUUGGUGACGCGUUUGGACAUCGACUUAUGAAUGCUAAGAGCUUUCUCGAGGAGCAUGGUGUCAUCAUCGGCACAAAGCGCCCUUCUAUCUCUAGUAUGUGGAAAGUGGGCAACUGCGGCGUCCCUGUGGCACACCUUACUGUAAAUGAAGCUAGAGAUAUGCUCUAUGGCUACAUAAAUCCGACUGUGCCAGAUGCGCGCUUUCACGACAAGCGCGUCGUGAAUAAGCCGAAGCAGCCAGAGCGAUCGAAGCCAUCGCAGCAUUCCAAAGCAAUUCCAAGCAAAGUGGCACUUCAAAUACAGAAGAAUAAGUUUAAUCAAGGAAAGCGACCCAACAACUCUAUGAAACGAAUCACAUGUACGGCUCCUCAGCCGCCGAGCUCGAAAACUUCGCAGCAAUCGAAGCAGGCACGAAAAUCUUCGACCUGCACGGCGCGACUAGUGGUGAAGAAACACACAGCGGAAACCACGCGAGAUAAACGGGGGGAUCGGGUGCAAGUGCAGAUGCCUGAGAAGCAUGAUGUGCCCCAGCGCGUGGUUUGGAACACACUCCCUGUGCCGUUCCUGUGGGGUAAUGCGAUCCAGCAAGGCUACGAGUUCACUGGAAACCGAAAGUCGAGAAUGAAGGUGUGGAAGAAGGAAGCCGAGGACAAGGUGCUGGUUCACCACAACCCUCUGCAUCAAUACGUUGUAAUGGCAUUGGCAGAUGGGCAUGGAGGAGCGAAAGCUGCACGAUUCUUCACCUCUAAGAUUCUGCCGCUGGUGGAGCAAGUUCUAGAGAGAGGAAUCACCGAUGGACACUUGUGGGAUUUUGAGGAUGAGGUUCAUAGGCGGCGAUUCAAACUGUUGAUUACUGAGAUCUACAAGACCUUGGACCGGGAGUAUGUGGCUCAGCAGAAAGAAAAGUUCUCACUUUGGACGAAGUACAAAGGCAAUGAGCAAGCAUAUUUAACGAAUAGUGCGGAAAUGGAAGCGACAAGCAUCGUCAGCGAGCAAACACGUGGCGUAAACGAAUUAAAUCUACAAGCGCCCGCUGCCCAAACCAACGACUCUGGCAAGCAAGAAUCUCCGUCUAGUGCACCAUUGGCAGAUUCACAGAGCCAAUCAUGCCACUCAGAAGCACCAGCAGCCCAAACAGCGGCCCUCGACUGCAAUAUCGGCAACCCUUUAUCACACGCAAACGGAGAAGCACAAGCGCCAGUGCCCCAAGCAAACGAGCAUGGCGAGCGAACGCCUGUGUUAAGCACAUUCCUGGCGGAGUCACAGAUCAACUCCCGCGAAUCGCAACCAUCAGCAUCCCGAACUUCAGACACCGACUGCAUCAUCAGUGAACAAGCACCUCAUCUCAAUGGAUUGGAUGCAUAUGCUCCAGUGUCCCAAUCAAGUCCUGGAGAGCAAGUGCCUCGCCAAAGUACGCUAUUGGCGGAGUCGCAGAUCCAAUCAUGCGAUUCGAGAGCACCUGCAUCCCCAUCAAGAAGUGUUAACUGUGCCGACAGCGAGCAGAAACCUCACACAUUAGUUGGUAUACCCGCGCAAUUGCCCCGUUCGAGUGAUCCUGGAGGGCAAAUAUCUCGGCCAAGCAACUUAUUGGUGGACUCGCAGAUUCAAUUGUGCCAUUCUGAGGCACCGGCAUCCCAAUCAAUAGAUAUUGAUGCGGGACCACUGUCUGGACGGUUGAGUCCGUCGAGUAUUACAGCGGCACAGGUGCAACAGAGUCGCAGCGAAAGGCAAGGGUCACCUGCAGCUGUGAUCGGCUGCACAACAACUGACCUCGAACAGGAGAAAUUGAAUCCAAUUGACUCCAACGAGAAGGCUACCUCUCAAAACGAUACCAGGUCGUUAGACCCCUCAACAGAAGAGCAAGAGGCCCAAAGUCGAUCAUCAAUGGACAUGGACAUGGACAGCCAUGCAGCCGCCUUAGGAGGACUCGAUACGCCAGCGACCUAUUCAAGUUGGGCCGAAGCCCAGGCAAGGCCUGCGUCUAAUUUCGGAGAGAGUAUGCCCAGUGGUGUUGAUACUAGAAACCGUGUCGCAGACCAAGCACACAGACUGGAUAUAUCUACUGGACAAGAAAUGUCGGCAUGUGAUGCAGAUGGGCAAGAAUUUCACUCCACACGUUGUGGAAACGAACAAAUUCCAGUAGGUGUUCUUGGAGGUAAGUCAGUUCAAUACAAUGUUCUUAAUGGUGGUGUGAUGGAACCCGGUGCCGCCGCCGAGACAGCACCCCAGUUGAAUGGCACUACAGGGCAAGCAUCAUCUAUAGCACAGGUCACGACACGAGUAUCGCCAACUAGUGGUCUCGACGGUGUUACCAGCCCCAACUUCAAGAACACUGACGCUCAUGUGAACAGCGGGAAUGUCCUUGAACCGCACUCGUCCCAUACCUCCGAGCACAUGGUCCAGUCCCCCUCAGAGCUUAGUCUGGAGACAUUAUCUCUAAAUGCUGAUCGUAACACAAUGUACACGAGUAGUGAGCAUCAGCAAACAUCCCAACCUAUAGAACCCGAAGUUGUUGAAUUUAAACACCCCAGUUUAGGAGGGCAGGUACUUCCCGAAAAUGGUACAAAGAGCCAGGCGAUUGACUUGACAAACUCUGGAAAACAAUUGCCUGAAGCGAUUGGCCACGACAGGCAACUGUGCCUAUCAAAUGGCAUUACGAGUGCCCCGGUACAUGAACAAGCAACUGGACUGAGUGAACUUCAUAGGCCAUCACAUCAAUCGGUGCACCAAGAAGCGCCUCAAUUGCCAGCGUACGGACCGAAUCAGCUCGAAGUUUCACAAUCCGAUCGUCUCGAAGGGCAUAUAGGCCAGAGCUUUGAUGGACUCAACGAAGAUUUAAAAGUCUCUCAAAGUGCGCGAUUAGAAGUGCAAAUCCCACCAUCCGGAGACCUUAAUGAAGGAUCACCUCUAUCUGAAGGACUCGAAGCAUCCCAAAGUAGUCGCCUUCCGCCAGCUACGUCGAGUGAUCUCCAAGCGCAAUCCAAACCGCAAGCACCCACACUUGAUGAGGCGCAGUGGGUCUCUGAGUAUUUGCAGCGAUGCAAGCAGAUCGAGGUGAAGGAUGUACAAGUGUUGGUACAUAUGAACGAUGAUGCCGACAAAGCCACUCCAAUUCCUUAUAAAGCGAGUGCCGAAGCGGAUGCUCGCGAUGGCGUCGAGGAUGAAGCUGAUACUGGGAUCCCAAAGAGUUGCCCCCAUGACGAUGGAUGUACUCUAGCGGUAAAUGUGAUAUACCGUGGAUAUAUCGUCAAUUGUAAUGUAGGGGAUUCGCGGUCGAUCGUAAUCUCAAGGCCGUUGGAGCAAUUCAAAUGGAGCACUGUGUUCGCGUCGGAUGAUCAAGACCUUAGCAGGGGCGAUAUUUUAACUCCCAUCAUUCAGGCUGGCGGUAUACUUGUUGAUGAUAUUACUGGACGUGAGAAACCUAUCAAGCCUGGUCAAUUAAUCUACUAUGGUACCGGGGGCUGCAGAGUGAAACCAAGAACCGGCCUGUGUGAUAAUGACAUCGGCGUGCCAACAAGACGUGGGCUCAAUCUAGGUGGCACGAUGGGAGAUCUGCUGUUCAAACUGGACAGCGAGAAACCUAUUAUGCGCUCCAUACCGGACGUGUCUUUCGUGAAAAUUGCUGACCCGGAGGAGGAGAAGACUGUCUUGCUGAUGAUGUCUGACGGGCUUGUGAACUUCCUGCCAGGGUCCCGGAUUAAACGGGUUGAGCAGAAUGAUUUUAUUCGAGACCAGCUGGGGUAUAAAAUAGACAUCGGAAUGCCGCUGCAGAAGAUCUGCCAGCAACUUACCGAUCGCGAGGAAUUGGAUCGGUCUGAAUUCGAUGACUGUGCAGUGUUUGCUCUUAGCAUAGAACGAUGGGACACUCCCGAUGAGUCGGGCAAUGAGAUGGUGGUUGAAGAUUGAAAACGGCAGGGUAGUGGGUUUAAGGUGGAGUCAAGUGCUGGCCCCUCUGAUUUUCCCGGAAGGUCUUUGUGUAUGGAAUCUGGGAUAGACUGACAAAGUAUAGAGUACUAAAACGACUCGAAUAACUAAUACGAAGGUAGCUUUCAUGCACAUUUCAGUCCAUGACUUGAUGAGUGAGAUUCUUUUUCCUAAAGAAUGUUUUUGACUGCGGGUUGUCUGAACUAUACUGUCUGCAGGACUACGGAUAUGUACACAAUGGUAUGACUGACGAUGGAUGGAGGCCGUUUGCAUGUGAUGUUCUUUCGUUGCGAAGUGUAGGAUGAAACGCUACAUCGACCCCAGUCGUGGUUCACUAGAAAUGCACCUGAGUAUCUAUGUAGACAAUAGUAAUAACAGGC